Molecule: messenger RNA, 885 nt
Organism: Emiliania huxleyi CCMP1516
Lineage: Eukaryota; Haptophyta; Isochrysidales; Noelaerhabdaceae
Exons: 1
Coding region: 1-885 (294 amino acids)
Source: RefSeq, a predicted model, not a curated record
AUGAUUGCAUCGCUUGCGCUCGUGCUCUCCGCCUACCUCUCGCCACCCGAGUGCGUCGGCCGCCGCGCACUCGUCUUUGGUGCUGGUGCUGCGUCCCUCGUUGUGCCCACGCGUCCACUCGCGGCGCUCGCAGCCGACUACGCGGAGCUGCAGACCCGGCUGGACACGCCUCUAGUUGCGCAGGCCAGCAUGGCGCCGGCGCUCGGGAAGGUCGAGCCAAAGGUGCCCGGCUGGCUGAGCGGCCGCUGGCAGUGCGAGCAGACGCUGCGUCGCUACUCGACGCCGCAGGGCGUGCAGUACAUCGGCGCCGCCGGCCGGCCCGUCUCGGAGGCGGAGGCGUCCGCCGCGCAGACGCGAUCGCAGAUUGGCAGGCCCGUCACGCUCGAGCUGCGCUGGCGGCCAGCCCCUGGCGGCGGUGCGGUCGAGGACCGCCCGUUCAACGCGCGCAGCCGGCUGGAUGCCUUUGCCGGCCGGGCGGUGGUGCGGUCGGCGCUGACUUGCGACGAGGCCGGCGUCGACGCGCCCGGCCUCUCCUGCACCUACGUCGAGUUUUCCGGCCCGAUCGUCCAAAAGCAGUUUGUCAACUCGGUGCGCGUCGCCGCCGCGCCCGACGCGGCGGACGGCGCCUUUGUAUCCUCCGACAUCAUGCGGACCAUCCUCGCGCGGCGCAAGGUAGCGGGCGACACGCGCAACUUUCCUCCUCUGACCGUCGACUCCGAGGUGCUCCUCAGCCUCUCCUCCACGUCGCCCGACACGGCGAGCGGCCGGUUGAGGCUCGUCGAGUACCUCAACGCGAACGACCCGCUCUACUUCGCGGCGGGGGGCAAAUCGGUCUCCAUCUCGGACUAUUCGCUCGCACUCACGCGCCUGCCGCCCGAGCAGUAA